AUUAAAGAACAUGUCAAACGGAGGUAAGAGACCGCCAGAGGAUGAUUCCAAACUACCAUAUUACAAAUUGGUAGUGAUCGGAGAUGGAGGUGUCGGGAAAUCUUCACUUACUAUUCAGUUCUUUCAGAAGCAAUUUGUCGAUUAUUAUGAUCCGACGAUAGAAGAUCAGUACAUUCAACAUUGCGAAAUCGAUGGAAAUUGGGUUAUUAUGGAUGUUCUCGACACAGCUGGGCAGGAAGAGUUCUCUGCAAUGCGUGAGCAAUACAUUCGUGGUGGGAGAGGAUUUCUUCUUGUAUUCUCAGUGACCGAAAGAAAAUCAUUCGAAGAAGCGCAUAAAUUGUAUAAUCAAGUUCUUCGAGUCAAAGAUCGUAGUGAAUAUCCGGUUCUUUUGGUAGCAAAUAAGGUUGAUUUAAUCAAUCAGAGAGUAGUUUCGGAGCAAGAGGGACGUGAAUUAGCUGCUCAAUUGAAACUUAUGUACAUUGAAACAUCGGCAAAAGAACCGCCUGUCAAUGUGGAUGCGGCAUUCCAUGAACUUGUUCGAAUUGUUCGCAGUUUUCCAAGUGAUGAAGGAGAUCAUGAGGCAUCCAUGGCAUCUGUCCCACGAACCAAAAAACGAAAGGAUAAGGGAAAAUGUUUAAUUUCCUAGUCUGCCAAGCACUAUCCACCUGCAUUCCAUUGUUUUUGUCAUUGUGAUUUGAUUCUGAUUUGCCUUCUGAAUUUUGAAUUUUGCCGUUUGAUGUGAGAAGUUGGACCCUCAAUAAAUUCAUUUAUUU
Caenorhabditis elegans is the source of this 773-nucleotide messenger RNA. It is a transcript of the gene ras-2, whose product is annotated as R-RAS related. The coding region runs from base 11 to 646 and encodes 211 amino acids. Gene Ontology annotation, cellular component: membrane; plasma membrane. Gene Ontology annotation, biological process: signal transduction. NCBI's taxonomy places the organism in Eukaryota, Metazoa, Nematoda, Chromadorea, Rhabditida, Rhabditidae. The record is from RefSeq and is marked reviewed. Gene Ontology annotation, molecular function: GTPase activity; GTP binding. The transcript is spliced from 4 exons.